AAUGUCAAAAAAGAAAGUGACGUAAGCGAAUGUCUGGUCUAUAUUUACAACAUAAAUUUUUAGAAAUUUCGUGCAGUCAAUAAUUCUGAUAAAUUCAACAAUAAUCUAGUGUCAUCGUUACAUCAAUGCAGAAUCUGAUGCUAACAGUAAUACUCCAGCGAGCAUAACCACAAUUCAAUGUUGUUCUACAGCAGAAAACUGACGAAAUUAUUGAAAAGUAUUCCCGGCGAGAAAACUUUCGGAAUUUAUAGAUUUUUGCCCUGCUUUUUCCUCCUGGGUGCUGCGUUAGAGUUCUCUAUGAUCAAUUGGACGGUUGGCGAAACAAAUUUUUAUCGUACAUAUAAACGACGUCAGGCCAAGGAAAUCGUUGAACAUAAGCUAACCGGUGCUGUUCCAUCAGAUUCGUCACAGUAAAAAAUUCGAUUCGGUUUGUAAUUGAAAAUGCCGGCUGGAGUUUCGUGGUCACAGUACAUCAA
Bradysia coprophila is the source of this 476-nucleotide messenger RNA. It is a transcript of the gene sloth1, whose product is annotated as sloth 1. Lineage: Eukaryota; Metazoa; Arthropoda; Insecta; Diptera; Sciaridae. The record is from RefSeq and is a predicted model, not a curated record.